AUGUAUGUCAGUUACCUCCUGGAUAAGGAAAGUAGCAUGUAUCCGAAUUCGGUGAGGCACCCCAGCUUGAACCUAAGCCCCCAGAACUUUGCACCCCCUCCUCCCCCUCCUCAGUACUCCGACUUUGCCGGUUAUCACCACCAUGUCUCUGGGAUCAGCACGGACUCGCACCACCCUCAGUCUGCCGGGACCUGGAGCUCCCCUUACGUGCCACCCCGGGACGAAUGGCACAGCUAUGGAGCAGGUGCCCCCGCCGUCACCACCUCGCCGGGGCAGCUGGCGUUCGGCCCCUCCGACUUCACCCCCGUGCAGCCCCAGGGUGGGGCUGGCCUGCUGCCUUCCAUGAGCACCAUGGUCCCCCAGCUCUCCCCCAGCUCCCCGAGGCGGAACCCUUACGACUGGAUGAGGCGCAAUCUCCAGCCCAACCCCCAAGCAGGCAAAACCAGAACGAAAGACAAGUACCGAGUGGUAUACACUGAUCAUCAAAGGCUGGAGUUAGAGAAGGAAUUUCACUACAGCAGAUACAUCACCAUUCGUAGGAAGUCAGAACUGGCAAUUGCAUUAGGAUUGUCUGAACGACAGGUGAAGAUCUGGUUCCAGAAUAGACGAGCAAAAGAGAGAAAAAUAAACAAGAAGAAGAUGCAGCAACAGUCCCAACAAGCUAGCACGACAACGCCCACUCCACCCGGGGUCCCCGGGGCUGCGGCGGCUAUCGGCUUGGUUAGUAGCAGCAGUAACCUCGUCUCACAAUCCAUUCCACUGACUAUCAAAGAGGAAUACUUGUCCUAA
Molecule: messenger RNA, 789 nt
Organism: Hemiscyllium ocellatum (epaulette shark)
Lineage: Eukaryota; Metazoa; Chordata; Chondrichthyes; Orectolobiformes; Hemiscylliidae
Gene: cdx1b
Product: caudal type homeobox 1 b
Exons: 3
Coding region: 1-789 (262 amino acids)
Biological process (GO): anterior/posterior axis specification; regulation of transcription by RNA polymerase II; cell differentiation
Cellular component (GO): nucleus
Molecular function (GO): DNA-binding transcription factor activity, RNA polymerase II-specific; RNA polymerase II transcription regulatory region sequence-specific DNA binding
Source: RefSeq, a predicted model, not a curated record